Molecule: messenger RNA, 1923 nt
Organism: Talaromyces atroroseus
Lineage: Eukaryota; Fungi; Ascomycota; Eurotiomycetes; Eurotiales; Trichocomaceae
Exons: 2
Coding region: 1-1923 (640 amino acids)
Biological process (GO): endoplasmic reticulum unfolded protein response
Molecular function (GO): protein binding
Source: RefSeq, a predicted model, not a curated record
AUGAAUGGCGCACCACCUUCAGGGGAGGCUCCCAAGGAUUCUUCGCCAGCCAUAUCUUUGAGAAUUCUUUCGCCGUCCUUCGAAUCGAGCCAACGCUUGUCGUUCGAUAAUCUACCGGCCUCCACGACCGUCGCAGAUGUAAAGAAUCUCAUUACGCCUCUGGCUCCCAAUCACCCCACGCCUGACCAACAGAGACUCAUAUAUCGCGGAAGGCCUCUAUUAGAUAACAGUGCUGCACUACAGGAUGUCUUGGAACCUCCUUUGCAAUCUGUGCAUACUUUGCACCUUGUGCUUCCUCCAGGACCUGAGAUUUCAAACAAUCUCUAUGUAGCAUCCGAUAGCACCUUGCGCUACAGAAACGUACCGAACCCAAGUCCCAACCGCAGUGCGUCCCUCUUUACAGCUCCAGGUGUCCCGAAUGCGAUAUCAACAAGUCGUGAUCAUACCACCACGCAGACUGAUUCUCAAGGCCCAGGACAGAAUUCCACUGUACCGCCUACAUCAGGGGUAAAUGUUCCUUCAGUUCAGUCUCGUAUCCCAGCCGGAGUGGGCCAUCCGUCUAGCGAAGAAUUGAUGCGACAAGCUAUAGAACAACAUAGGCGCCGGGCAGAAGAGCUGAAUAUGUUCGUGGACAGAGCGAGAACUAUAAUCAACUCCCAGACUACCCGUAUACGGAGCCAAGCUGGCAACACACUAAAUGCACCAAGAACCGAGAACAUUGGCCAAUUUCCGCGCCCACCAUUGGCCGACAACCCGACGGUGGUACACGGGGCGAAUGCGCAGGCACCUUCGGCAAAUACACUCAACAUACAUAAUGUUCUAAACAACGGAGUGUCGCAAAAUUUGCUUGUAGCCCGUAUCACAGCCCAGAUCAUGCUCUUUGAGCUCGAUCUGGAUCGAGGUGUAGCUCCGUCCAUCGACUCCAUUGCGGCGGUUCGCAAUCAGUUAUACGCUAUUUCCGACGCUCGCUAUCGCCAACCAAGCAUCGCCACAGGAGAUUUCGAGGGGCUUAUACAGCGGUUGCAAAAUAUAAAUGCUCGUGCUUUUCAGAUCCGUCAAUCAGAAUAUGUCCGCCGCUUAUAUUCAAGGUAUACCACUCGCGCCGGAACUGCUCCCCAAACGAUCCCGUCUCAUGAAUACUAUCUUAUUACGACAGCCUCUGGAGAGCAGAUGAUGCUUACUGCUCCACCCCCUUCAACAGUACAAGAAGUCUCUCAGGAGACCGUACCUGUUUUCCCGGAUCCAGCACAAGCGGCCAGAGGGAAUGGGAUCAAUGAAUUCGGUUUUGUACCAAACAACGUAAUGCACAAUGUCGUACGAGAGGCAGUCUUGAACCAGCAACCCAUACGAGCUAAUAAUCGUAACGGCAACUUUGGGCAAAAUAUUCGCCGAUUCUGGCUUUUUAUGCGCCUGUUUUUCUUCUGCUACCUUUUCACUGAUUCAGGUUCCUGGGAACGGUUCUUAUUCGUGGCAGUGGCCGCAUUCAUUGCUUUCUUCUCCGAGUCGAAUCUCACAGGUCGGCUAUUCAAUUUUAUUUUGCAGCCAAUUCAACGCCAUCUCGAAGGUCUUAUUCAUGGCGGAGCUGCAGCUGCAGCUCCAGCUCCAGCACAGCAAGAUAACGACCAACCCAAUCAGCCUCGUGCACCUACGGGAGGUGCACAACAAGCUCUACGACGCAUUGAGCGUGCCGUGGCCUUGUUUAUCGCUAGUUUAAUCCCGGGUCUAGGUGAGCGCCAAGUGGAAGUACGCAAUGCAGCCGAAGAAGCAGCGCGCAACGCACGACAGCAGGAACAGGCCCGCAUAGAAGCAGCGAAUGCACAGAAUCAUGUUUCAGAGCAAGAAAAUCCUGUGCUCAAUCAAAGUGAAGCAGCAGCAUCCGCAGGCGGAGAAUCUUCCGGCAAUGCUAACACGCAACAGCCAUAA